AUGGCUUGUUUAUAUAAACCAUAUCCUUCUAAUACUUCCUCCGCGGUGAAUUUACAUUCACCAAAAAUUGGAAAUCCUACUCCCCUUGGUCUUUCAGCUUUCGCAAUGUCUGUUAUGAUUUCAGCUCUCUAUAAUCUCGAACUGUUCGGUGCUGUACAAUCAAAUGUUAUGGUCAGCGUCUCCCUAUUCACCGGUGGGGUCGUUCAAUUCGCUUCUGGUAUGUGGGAAUUUAAAGUCGGAAACACUUUUGGUGGAACUGGAUUUUCUGCUUUCGGUGGUUUCUGGUUAUCUUAUGGUACUAUCUUGUACUUAUUCAAUACUGCCACUAAUACUGAUCAAUAUCAUAGUACAAUGGGAGUUUUUUGCUUAACAUGGCUAGUUUUUACUUUUAUCUUUACAUUGGCUUGUAUAAGAACAAACUUGGGAGUGUUAUCAGCUUUCGUAUUCUUGACUAUAACAUUUUUAGGUGAAGUGAUCUUCCAUUUCAGUGGUGCAACUAUAUUCAUAAAACUCGCUGGUGUUUUUGGUCUUUUGACUUGUUCUGCCGUAUGGUACUGUUUAGGGGCCGUUCUCUUAACACCUGAUUUGUCUCCAAUUAGUUUACCUCUUUAUGAUUUAUCAGUAAAAGAUAAUUAAUUUUCUUAUAAUUAAUUAAUUAAUAAUGGACUUCAAAAAUCCCACCUAAUUAAUAGACAAAUUCUUUGGAUUUUGGUGUUUUAAUUUAAGGAGUAAAUUUACUUUAUCCAAUUUUUUUUUUC
Messenger RNA from Rhizophagus irregularis DAOM 181602=DAOM 197198, 758 nucleotides. RefSeq lists its product as uncharacterized. Lineage: Eukaryota; Fungi; Glomeromycota; Glomeromycetes; Glomerales; Glomeraceae. Gene Ontology annotation, molecular function: acetate transmembrane transporter activity. The record is from RefSeq and is a predicted model, not a curated record. Gene Ontology annotation, cellular component: plasma membrane.